This is a messenger RNA of Cinclus cinclus, 864 nucleotides long. RefSeq names its product neuralized E3 ubiquitin protein ligase 2 (gene NEURL2). Gene Ontology annotation, biological process: intracellular signal transduction. The record is from RefSeq and is a predicted model, not a curated record. Gene Ontology annotation, molecular function: ubiquitin protein ligase activity. The coding region runs from base 1 to 786 and encodes 261 amino acids. The transcript has 2 exons. NCBI's taxonomy places the organism in Eukaryota, Metazoa, Chordata, Aves, Passeriformes, Cinclidae.
AUGGCUGCCCGGUGCCGGCUUGCUGCACGCUUCCACCACAUCCACGGCGCCAACAUCCGCCUGGAUGCCUCACACACACAAGCCACAAGGGUGGAGAGCUUCGCCAACGGGCUCUGCUUCAGCCAGGAGCCUCUGGCACCCGGGCAGAUCUUCCUGGUGGAGAUUGAGGAGAAGGAGCUGGGCUGGUGCGGGCACCUGCGCGUGGGACUGACAGCCCACGAUCCCCAGAGCCUGGAGGUAGUGCCUGAGUACUCGCUGCCGGACCUGGUCAACAUGGGGGACACUUGGGUGUUUGCCAUCACCCGGAACCACAACCGUGUGGUGGUGGAGGGGGAGGAGGUGCAGGUGCGGCCCUGGGAGCCCUUCCUGCUGAUCGAGCAGGUGCGGAUCCCCCGUGACACGCUGGUGGGGCGCAGCCGGCCCGGUCGCUACAGCCACAUCCUGGAUGACCUGUACAAGAUGAAUGUGCUGCCUGCGACCGCCCGGCGCAGCCGCAUUGGGGUGCUGUACGCCCUGCAGCCCGACGGCACCGCUGACAUGCACAUCGUUAUCAACGGUGAGGACAUGGGGCCCAGCGCCAGGGGCCUGCCCACCACCCGCCCGCUCUACGCCGUCAUUGACGUCUUUGCCUCCACCAAGAGUGUCCGGGUCAUCCCCGUGGAUUAUGGCUUUCCUUCCCUGCAGACGCUGUGCCGGCUGGUUAUCCAGAAACACAUAGUGCACCGCCUGGCCAUCGAUGGCCUAGACUUGCCCCCGCUACUCAAGAGCUUCUGCCAACAUGAGUGAGGUAUCAAGGGUGAUGCUGGACUGCCCCCCACAUCAACAGCCCCCCCCCGUGAUGGCUUCCUGGCAGGCUCUGUGCUC